AGAGGCGGGGGACCGCGGCGGAGGUGGUGAGUGCUCUGGGGCGCCUUCUCCCUGUGUCCCUCCUAGAGUCGCCUCCGGGCUGGGUCUCUCGUGGGUUCCUUAGUCUCCAAAGUAGAGGUCGGGCCUGGCCCCAUAGGUGCAAAGAAAGAAAAUUGAAGUCAAAGACCAUGGGAGAUGCAGCGAAACCUUAUAUUGUGAAGCGCAGUAAAGACCGAGGACCUGUCGAUGAUGAUGAUUUCAGAAGGGGUCACCCCCAACAAGAUUAUUUAAUAAUGGAUGAUUAUGCUAAAGGCCAUAGCAGUAAAAUGGAAAAAGGCCUUACGAAAAAAAAGCUAACUCCUGGGAACUAUGGGAAUACCCCGAGAAAAGGAUCAUACGCUGUUUCCAGCAAUCCAUAUGCAUUUAAAAACCCAAUUUACAGUCAACCCACUUGGAUGAAUGACAACCACAAAGAUCAAAAUAAGAGGUGGCUAUCUGAUGAACUUACUGGUAAUUCAGACAAUUGGAGAGAGUUUAAACCUGGACCUAGAAUUCCUAUCAUAAGCAGACCAAGGAAAGAUGCCUUUCAAGAAAGUGAAGAUGGUUACAGGUGGCAAGAUGGAAGAGGCUGCAGAACUGUAAGAAGACUGUUUCAUAAAGACCUAACAAGCCUAGAGACCAUGUCAGAAAUGGAAGCAGGAAGUCCUGAAAACAAGAAGCAGCGGUCCAGACCCAGGAAACCACGGAGGACUAGAAAUGAGGAAAAUGAACAGGAUGGAGAGUUGGAAGGCCCUGUGAUUGACGAGUCUGUGCUUUCGACAAAGGAGCUACUGGGCUUACAGCAGGCUGAGGAGCGUUUGAGGAGAGACUGCAUUGACAGGCUAAAAAGGCGACCACGAAACUGCCCUACAGCAAAAUACACCUGCAAACUCUGUGAUGUUUUAAUUGAAUCCAUUGCAUUUGCUCAUAAGCAUAUCAAAGAGAAGAGGCACAAGAAAAACAUUAAGGAGAAGCAGGAGGAAGAGUUGCUCACUACGUUACCCCCGCCAACACCCUCCCAGAUAAAUGCAAUUGGCAUUGCCAUUGACAAAGUGGUACAGGAGUUUGGCUUACACAAUGAGAAUUUGGAACAGAGGCUAGAAAUCAAAUGUAUCAUGGAAAAUGUGUUCCAGCACAAGUUACCAGAUUGUUCUCUAAGAUUAUAUGGGUCGUCCUGUAGCAGAUUGGGUUUCAAAAAUUCGGAUGUAAACAUUGACAUUCAAUUUCCAGCCAUUAUGUCUCAGCCAGAUGUCCUCUUAAUUGUUCAAGAAUGUUUAAAGAACAGUGACUCCUUUAUUGAUGUUGACGCAGAUUUCCAUGCAAGGGUACCGGUGGUAGUAUGCAGAGAAAAGCAAAGUGGUCUUCUUUGUAAAGUGAGUGCAGGAAAUGAAAAUGCUUGUCUGACAACAAAACACUUAACUGCACUCGGAAAACUAGAACCAAAGCUGGUUCCUUUGGUGAUUGCAUUUAGGUACUGGGCAAAGCUUUGCAGUAUAGAUCGCCCUGAGGAAGGAGGCCUGCCACCUUAUGUGUUUGCCCUUAUGGCCAUUUAUUUUCUUCAACAGAGGAAAGAACCUCUUCUGCCAGUUUAUCUAGGAUCAUGGAUUGAAGGAUUCUCGUUAAACAAACUUACGAACUUCAACCUUAAAGACGUUGAGAAAGACUUUGUGGUCUGGGAAUACACUGAUAAUGUUGGGGAUACAAACACAGCAAAAGAAGAGUCACCAAAAGAAAGGCCAAUUAAAAGGGGGCAGGUAUCAUUAAUAUUUGAUACAAAACACCAGCCUUCAGUACCAGUUGGGCAGCUCUGGGUGGAACUGCUGCGAUUCUAUGCUUUAGAAUUUAAUUUGGCUGAUUUAGUGAUCAGUAUCCGUGUCAAAGAAUCAAUAUCUCGAGAAUCAAAGGAUUGGCCCAAAAAGCGCAUUGCCAUUGAAGAUCCCUACUCUGUUAAAAGAAAUGUGGCAAGGACCCUAAAUAAUCAACCUGUCUUUGAAUAUAUACUUCACUGUUUAAGGACGACAUAUAAAUAUUUUGCUCUUCCACACAAACUUGCAAAAUCCAGCCUUCCAAAGCCUCUGAGCACAGUUACAAGUAUUUCAGAACAUUUUAAAGAAGUAAUAAAUCAUGAUCCAGAUGUGCAAGCAAAAGACGAUAAGCUCAACAAUUCCGUUUUGGCUCAAGGCCCUGGUGCUACUACCAUUUCAACUGAAAAUGCAUGCAAGGCACAGCCACUUUCUCUUAAAGAGACUGCUGAAAGCUGUGRAAGCCCACCAGCUGAAGAAAUUGGAAAUGUACACAUCAGGAAAUGCACACAUCUGGGAAACUCCAGCUGUAUCCAGGCAGAAGUCAAUUGUGAUAAUUAUGAGGAUAUUAAAGUACACCAUCAAGAAACUGGAAGUAAAGAUGAGAAAGAGAAAAUCAGAAAGAAGGGAAAGCAUCCUUUGACUGCUGAUGACCCUGGUAUAAGCAGUAAUGAGUGUGGAGAACUUACAAUUGGCAGCAGCCCAUGUAAUUAUGAGACAGAUAGCAUUUUGAAUUUAGAAGGCCUCCAAAGUCCUACAGCCAAAGUGUAUGAUGGAUUUGCUACUUUUGAUAACAAGAUUGAUCUUGAUGAAGAAAGUGUAGAAGGUACUGAUGAGCUAGAAGACUCUUUAAACCACUUUGUCCCUUUAGUCCAGUGUCAAACAUCUGAAAUCAUUCACUUUGAUGAAGAAGAGGAGGAAGAUGAAGAGGAGGAGGAAGAACCCAGGCUCACCAUUAACCAAAGGGAAGAUGAGGUUGGCAUUGCUAAUGAAGAUGAGCUGGACAAUACCUAUACUGGAUCAGGUGAUGAAGAUGCUCUUUCUGAAGAGGAUGAUGAAUUAGUUGAGCCGGCUAAAUAUGAAGACUUGAAAGAAUGUGAAAAAAAUGUAGAUGGAGCUCUACUUAUGGAACUUAAUAAAAUAAAUCUUAAAGAAGAAGAGGAAAAUUCACCAGUGGACCAGUCUGAUUUCUUCUAUGAAUUUAGUAAACUUAUCUUCACCAAAGGCAAGUCUCCCACAGUUGUGUGCAGCUUAUGCAAACGAGAGGGUCAUCUAAAGAAGGACUGUCCUGAAGACUUCAAAAGAAUCCAGCUGGAACCUUUGCCACCACUAACACCCAAGUUUUCAAAUAUCUUAGAUCAAGUUUGUUUCCAGUGUUACAAGGAUUUUUCUCCAACUAUUUUAGAAGAUCAGGCUCGUGAACAUAUCCGGCAAAACUUAGAAAGUUUCAUAAAACAGGACUUUCCAGGAACUAAAUUGAGCUUGUUUGGCUCCUCCAAAAAUGGAUUUGGUUUUAAGCAGAGUGACCUUGACGUCUGUAUGACAAUUAAUGGACAUGAAACUGCUGAGGGGUUGGACUGUGUAAGAACUAUUGAAGAAUUGGCAAGAGUCCUUAGAAAACAUUCAGGUCUGAGAAACAUCUUACCUAUUACAACAGCAAAGGUGCCAAUUGUGAAGUUCUUCCAUUCAAGAAGUGGUCUGGAAGUAGAUAUCAGUUUGUAUAACACAUUGGCCCUUCAUAACACAAGGCUUUUAUCUGCUUACUCAACCAUUGAUCCCAGAGUGAAAUAUCUGUGCUAUACCAUGAAAGUAUUUACAAAGAUGUGUGAUAUUGGUGAUGCAUCUAGAGGCAGCUUAUCAUCAUAUGCAUACACUCUUAUGGUGCUAUAUUUCCUCCAGCAGAGGAAUCCGCCAGUCAUUCCUGUUCUUCAAGAGAUAUACAAAGGUGAAAAGAAACCUGAAAUAUUUGUUGAUGGCUGGAAUAUUUAUUUUUUUGAUCAAAUAGAUGAACUGCCUAUCUAUUGGCCAGAAUAUGGAAAAAAUACAGAAUCUGUUGGGCAACUGUGGUUGGGACUUCUUCGUUUCUACACAGAGGAAUUUGAUUUUAAAGAACAUGUUAUUAGCAUCAGGAGAAGAAGUCUGCUUACAACAUUUAAGAAACAGUGGACUUCAAAAUACAUUGUUAUUGAAGAUCCCUUUGAUCUAAAUCAUAAUCUUGGAGCCGGAUUAUCACGGAAAAUGACAAAUUUUAUAAUGAAAGCUUUUAUCAAUGGUAGAAGAGUAUUUGGAAUUCCAGUCAAAGGAUUACCAAAGGAUUAUCCCUCAAAAAUGGAAUACUUUUUUGAUCCAGAUGUACUAACUGAAGGAGAGCUGGCCCCAAAUGAUAGAUGUUGCAGAAUUUGUGGGAAAAUUGGACACUUCAUGAAAGAUUGUCCCAUGAGAAGAAAAGUGAGGCGACGGCGAGAUCAGGAAGAUACCCUGAACCAAAGAUUCCCUGAGAACAAGGAAAAAAGAAGCAAAGAGGACAAAGAAAUUCAAAACAAGUACACAGAAAGAGAGGUAUCAACAAAAGAAGACAAACCCACACAGGGUGCAGCUCAGAAAGCCAAGCCAAUGAGGGCAGCUGUUGACCUGGGCAGGGAAAAGAUUCUCAGGCCACCCAUGGAAAAAUGGAAGAGACAGGAUGACAAAGACUUAAGGGAAAAACGUUGUUUCAUUUGUGGAAGAGAAGGGCACAUUAAGAAGGAAUGUCCACAGUUUAAAGGCUCUCCAGGUAUAACUAAGUCAGAUUGUGUGUUUGGAUCCCCUUCACCUAGCCCUUUGAGACCAGCUGGUACAUUUGUUCAGGCAGUGCUUUUACAUGAAGACAAAAAGAAACAAAAAACAACAAUAUUUUUGAGUCCCCAGUCAGGUAGCCUUUCCAGUAAAUAUAUGACUCAGGGAAAAGCCUCAUCGAAGAGGACCCAGCAGGAAUCAUGAGGGAAGGAAAAUGCAGCACUCUAAUGGCCACUCAGGCAUCCCUAUUCACUUGGAAAAUUAGGUUCAUUUCACAGGACAUAGCAGCAUAGAUCAGGCUUCAACUUAACAUUCAAGGGAAAUGUCGGAUUUUUUUAAUUUAAUGAUAUUAAUGAGGAAAAAAAAUUUUAAUAUAGUCUUAUCUACCACCAAUCCCCAUAGAUUUAAGGUUUUUAAUAGAAAGCCAUGAUGUAUGUAUUUAAGCCAGGUUUAAAAAAAAAAAAAAAAAAGUGUAACUAACUGUGGGCCAGUAUUCAAUGAAUACAGCUUCAUGGUUUUAAUUCUUUGUAAGCACACAAAAAAUAGUGUGCUGAAAACCCCAAGUAAAUUAACUUCUUUUUUCCCUAUAAGUCCCUUUUUGUUUUGAAGAGGGGAAAUUAUAUUUAUUGUUGUUUACUGAAUCCUUAUGUGGAAGCGUAUCAAAUAUGUGUGAACUGCUACUGCUGUACUUAGGAUUUACAAACAUUAUUUUAUUGCUCUUUGUAGAAGUGAUAACAUAAACAUGAGUAUUUAUGUGAGCCUUAGUGGAUACGCAAGUGCCACUGAGAGAUCUCUGGGUGUUUUCCUCUCUAAUUUUAAGUAAAUUGACAGAACUACUAUGCUAUAAAAAUGAAGUCAGGAAAACAAGUAGUUCUGUUUGCUUACUAGUAAAAACAUUUUCAAGGGAAAAGUGACAAAAGUGCUUUUUACUUUUUAUGAUAUUCAGAAAUUAGGGUGGAGAACUUUUAAAAACCUUAAGAUCAGUGAUGCUGUCUCUGCCAAUCAUAAGUUUGAUUGGCAUCAUUCUGGAUCUGACUGGAGCCCUCACAGAACUGUUUCUCUAACUUCACAAGCCUUUCCAAAGUAGUACAUGGUCAGAACUAUGCCUCCGUUUAUUUAUCAUUUUGAAAUAAAAUCAAAAUUUCCAC
Messenger RNA from Urocitellus parryii (Arctic ground squirrel), 5743 nucleotides. RefSeq names its product terminal uridylyl transferase 7 (gene Tut7). The record is from RefSeq and is a predicted model, not a curated record. Gene Ontology annotation, molecular function: RNA uridylyltransferase activity; nucleic acid binding; zinc ion binding. NCBI's taxonomy places the organism in Eukaryota, Metazoa, Chordata, Mammalia, Rodentia, Sciuridae.